Molecule: messenger RNA, 1383 nt
Organism: Penicillium arizonense
Lineage: Eukaryota; Fungi; Ascomycota; Eurotiomycetes; Eurotiales; Aspergillaceae
Product: fungal specific transcription factor domain-containing protein
Exons: 3
Coding region: 1-1383 (460 amino acids)
Biological process (GO): positive regulation of transcription by RNA polymerase II
Cellular component (GO): nucleus
Molecular function (GO): transcription cis-regulatory region binding; DNA-binding transcription factor activity
Source: RefSeq, a predicted model, not a curated record
AUGCAACAAACCGCCGCCCGAGUCCUUUGCAAAGCAUUGAAUCGCCUGACCAAGUCUUACCUGGAAGUCCUUUGUCGCGAGCGGGAUCUGUCUCGUCGACUGGAAGAGCCCGCGCUGCCUGUUGAGACCAGUCCCCAACGCCCGAUCUCAGGGACUCCCACUGGGGACUCGCUUGUGGCGGCUUUCUCAAUGCGAAAUGUGUUACCGCGCAGCUUGUCGUUGUUGCCUGGUUACGAUGCCGAGUCCUAUCAGCUUCUUAGUCAUUAUUUGGCUACGACGGCCGACUGUAUGGCGAAUGGUUCAACGCCUGUAAAUCCAUUUCUUGUACAGAUUGUUCCGCUGGCAUUUUCUAGUGAUUUGCUGUUGCAGUUGGUUAUUACGCAAAGUGCCGCUCACCGCGCGUUUCGAUCGCGAGAUGAGUCCGACACUAUUGCCCACAGUCACUAUACCAAGGCUUUACAACAUUUCCGUCGGGGAGUUACGGAUUUCAUUGAUGGAAAAGAAUCUAAUCCAUUAAUGCUUCUAGUGGGAGCGCUUCUGAUGUGUUUUACUGAGACAGCAAAAGGAGACAUGAACGGGACGAUAUUUGACCAUCUAUCCGCGGCAAAUUCAUUACUGGUCAAACUACUUGCACAGAGUGACUCUGCCGUUCCGCGAGAUUUGAAAGAUUUCGUCAUCGAAUAUUACACCUACACUGCGACCGUGAGCAUGAUCUCAAUCGAUGCACGGUUUAGUGGCCAACUCUUCCUGAACCUCGAUCUGGAAGAACGGUCGCGAGAACUACUGCGCACCCAAUACGUGGGCAAUCUAUGCGGCUGCUGGCUGGAACUUUUGCUGCUGAUCCCAUGCAUUUUCGAUCUCGGCCGACAGUGGAUCAUGGAUGAUGCACAAACUCCCGUUCCUACAGCUGAUGAUUUCGCGAUGUUCGCCUCUAUCCAAGCUCAGGUUUUGCGCUGGUCGCCUUAUCCUUCUGUCGGGCCGGAGGUCCAUGUCGCUGGCUUGAUUUUCCAACAGGCUAUUCUCAUCUAUUUAUACACCUCCCUUGAGGGAUUCCGACAUACGCCUGAUGGAAUCUACAGAGGGUUGCUUGAAAAUGCAGUCACAGAGGCCAUGUCAUACCUGAGUGAGCUAUCACCCAACGAGCGCAUCAACUCGGGCCUUUGUUGGCCCAUCGCUGUAGUAGGUUCGUGUCUCGUCGCUCCGGACCAGCAAGCCCAACUUAGAGCGCGGUUAACCGCCAUGACCGAAUGCUUCGGGCUUGGAAAUAUGCAUCGCACGUUACUUCUUCUCGAGGCUAUGUGGCUGCUGCCCAUGUCCGAAGCCGGGCCAUGGAAUAUUUGUCGGGCAAUGCAGCAAAACCAGAUUUGGAUUUCAUUCGCAUGA